AUGAAUAAAAAAAAUAAAAAUAAAAAAACAGUCAGUAGUGUAAAUAAUAGUAGUAGUACUAAUAAUAAUAAUAAUAAUCAAAAUAUAAAAGUAAACAAUAAUAAUAAUAAUAAUAAUAGUAAUAGUAAUCAAAAUGAAAAUUUAAAAGAUAAAACAAAGAAUGAACAAAUAGUAACAGAAUCAAAAAAUGUAUCUAAAUCAGUUAUUAUAGCUGGUUUGUCAGUUUCAAGGAAUUAUAUGUCAUCAAUGUUUGGUCGUUAUUAUUUUGUGUUGUCUGGUGGUAAUGUUUGGUGUGAUACACCAGAUUCCAUUGUAAAGUUAAAGUCAUUGAUUCCAAUCAAUCUCAAUGAUCUACCAAAGGUAUAUCAGAGUGCAUUGCUCAGUGGUGACAGAUCAACAUGGGAGAUUCCAGUGUUUUCAUUCCUUCUUCAACCGAUCUGUCAGAAACUAGGUGGUCAGAAACUGAUAUCUUCAGACAUUCAAUUUAUCAGUGGUAUCACAGAUCUAUUCAAUCAUUACACUUCAAGUGGUGCUGUAUUCGAUUCCACUGAAUUGAAUGAUGAUUUCGAUGAUCUCACCAAACUAUUAUUGAGUGUCGGUUCCAACAAACAAGAGAUUCAAUCACUUCUCUCACUCAACAUCGAACAGAAUAAACAUUCUGAAAAGAAAUCAUCGAUAUUGAAGAAGAACAUCAAAGAACAAAUUAAAAGUCACAAUUAUUUAGAAGCAAUCAAGUUGGCAAACGAAGGUACCAAUAUCUAUGGAUUAUCAGUUGAUACUCUCGCCAAAUUCUAUUUCUAUGCUGGAUAUUCACAAGAGAUGCAACGAUUAAAAACAAACAGUAAAUCAGCACGUGAUGAUAUUUUGUUGAAUCUCAGUCGAAUGAAAUCAAUCAAACCAAAUUGGAAAUGCACUAUUUUCAUGACCGCAGUCAUUCUUCACAACGAUGAAAAGCUUGAAGAAGCUAGAAAGACAAUAGAGAUGUGCCUAUCGAUGAGUCCAGAGUUCAAAUUGGCAAAAGAUCGAUAUGAAAUGAUUCAUUACGAUAUUCUUUUUGGAUUGGAUACUUACCCAGAAGUUACCGAACAGACCAAACAAACACUGUUGAUGCGUGUCAAAGAUCCGAAUUUACAACAGGCCGUAAAGUAUUACUUUGGUAUCGGUGUUGAAAGGGAUCCAAUCAAAUCAUUGGAAUAUUUCGAAAUGUUUCCAAAUGAUGGCGACUCUGUAUUGCACUGUGGAUAUAUCUAUCAAUAUCGAACUGCUUACCGUGAUUUAAAGAAGGCACUCGAGUGUUUCAAACGCGCCUAUGAUCUUGGUUCGAAAGAAGCAACAAACCAAUUGGCAAACUGCUAUCUCAAUGGACAUGGUGUGGAAAUGAAUCGUAAACAAGCAAUCCCCUAUCUCCAACAGUCGAUCAGCAAUGGCAAUAAAUCUGCGAUGAACACCCUCGGUGAAGUCUAUCUCGAAGAAAGCGAAGAUGGUAAAAUCGAACCAGAGAAAGCAUUUGAAAUGUUCCUAAAAGCAGCCAAUCUCAAACCCAAUCCCAAUUAUCAGUCUAUGUAUAAUUUAGCCAGACUCUACAUGAAAGGUAUUGGUGUUGAGAGUGAUGUAGAUGCCGCUGAAAUGUGGUUGAAAAGAGCGAUGGAUAAUGGCAUCAAAGAUACCAAGGAUCUAAAAGGAAAUAUCCAAUCUGUCAGAGGAAUGAUGAAUAUUGCUCCGCAAUUCAAAAAGAUCAUCGAUGCGAAAUCAAACAAUCCAACACAACAAUCAAAUGAAACAAAGAUGGCAGUUGUCGAUCGAUUGGGUGGUUAUGUCAAUCGAUCAAAGGUGGCAGCCAAGUUGUGGAAAGGAAGACAACUAUUCGAAGAGACUGUCACAAUGAUAAAGUCUGGCAAUGCUCAAGAUAAAGAUAUCAUUUCAAACAUUUCAAAGUGCUACCAAAUCGAUGAAAUGGUUGUUGACAGCGAGCUACUAAGAGAGAUAUUCCUACCGAUUCUCAAUCGAUAUCUCAAGGACAAUCCAAUGGAUUUGGAUUCAAGAUAUUGUUUUAUCUAUUUGAAAUACAUUGUCGAUUAUAAAUACAUGUUAAGUUAUACCGAACAAACUUUAAAGGAUUUCCCAAAUUCUCAUUUAAUCUGGAAUUUAGCAAGUAUUGUCUUUGGUAAAACUGGAAAAUUGAAUGAUGCAAUCGGAUGUAAUUUGAAAGCAAGAGAAUUAAUGGCUAAACAAAAGAUAGCGAUUGAACCAUCUAUGCUUUAUUACAGUGCUUUUUACAAGAUGGAGAAACAUAGAGAAACCAUUGAAUUUGGUACACCUCUCAAGAAUAUGGACGAUCUUGCUGAUAUGUUGGAAUUUCAACGAAUUUGCGAGAAGGACGAUCCUCUGAGACCAAGAUCAUAUUAUGAACUAUCGAGUUAUAUGAUAUUCAGGAAUGAUAUUAUGGAUAAGGCGUAUAAAUACUAUCGUAUGGGAAAGGAAUCAGAGAAAGAUCAACUUCCAUGCUUCCUUCCAUACAAAAACGACAAACCUCAACUAGCAAUGUUUGAAGCCAUGAGUGAACAAGAUUAUGCCAAAAUCUCCAAAGUAAUCUCAUCGACCAGUAGAAAGAAUAAUAAUAAUAAUAAUAAUAAGAUUACUGCUCCAACCACCAGUAACAAGAACAAGAAGAAGAUAGAUGCUUCAACAAAUGUUAAGAAUAAUAACGAGAAGAUGGCUGUUUCGACCAAUAGUGAUAAGAAUGAGUUGGAAAACAAGAUAUUAGCAACUCCUGAUAUAAUAAACGUGGAUAACGAGCAAAGACUUAGAUUAUUAUUGCAUCUCAGAGGUUAUUUCGCCAACUACUUUUCCAACAACAAAACUAAUAAUAAUAAUAGUAAAUCCAUUUCAAAUCAAUCCAUUACAAUCAAAGAGCUACCAAAAAAAUCCACUUUUCACUAUGAAGAGAUUAAGAUCAUAGAUUUCAAGAACAAUGGUGAUUGGGUUUACAGAGGUAGUUACAUUAAAGGUGCCAUCAUCGAACGACCGUUACUCAAUAAUAAAGCAACACAUUUCUUGAUAGUAGAUUUAAAUGGCUCUGUUAUCAAUGUUGCGAUCUAUGAUGAAACUAUCAAUAACCAAGCAACAGCCGAUCGAUUAUUCUUUGUUGGUCAGAAAAUAUUCAUUGUCAAUCCAUAUCAUCGAAUUGGUUCAAUUGGUAUCGAUAGAAUUUCAAUGAUCAGAGUCGAUCAACUAUCAGAGAUAUUCACCAACAACACUUCUAAACCAAAUCAACUUUGUUAUAGUUGUCUCGAACCAUUGCAAUCAAAACCAAUCAAAUGUUCAAAAUGUAACGUUGCCAGCUAUUGUUCAAAACAAUGUCAAGCACUUGACAACGGAUUACAUCAUAAAUCAAUUUUGGUAUCUCCAAUCGGUACCUUUAAAUUGAUUGUUGUCUCUCCAUCAAUGACUGGUCAUCGUGAUCUAAAGAAGGCCUUCGAGUGUUUCAGACGAGCUUAUAAUCUUGAAAAUGCAACAAACCAAUUGGCAAAAUGCUAUCUCAAUGGUUUUGGUGUUUAA
This is a messenger RNA of Heterostelium album PN500, 3558 nucleotides long. RefSeq lists its product as uncharacterized. Gene Ontology annotation, molecular function: protein binding. The coding region runs from base 1 to 3558 and encodes 1185 amino acids. The record is from RefSeq and is a predicted model, not a curated record. Lineage: Eukaryota; Evosea; Eumycetozoa; Acytosteliales; Acytosteliaceae. The transcript is spliced from 5 exons.